ACAUGUGUGUUUUAAAAUAAAAAUCUUAGUGUAAAAAAAAACUUUCAAAAAAAGUGUUAAAAUUUUUUAAAAAAAUAUUUUUGAAUUUACAUAAUUUGCGUUUGUUAUGUAAUAACAACUUUAAAAGUUAUCAAAAAUGAAUGGCGGAACUUUAACGGAAUUCGAGGAGAGUCUUUCAUUUGACAUCGAUGAUCCAGAUUUUCCGCCUACAAUUGUUCGUAGAACAUCUGUAAAAACUGUCCUUCAUGGAAUCAACUUCCGAGAUCGGGAGUGUGGCGUUAACAAAGUUAUCAAUUGUCACGCAAACAUGUCGGUUACAUCUGUUCAAUCCGCUAAUGAAAGUCUUUCUCGUCAUGGGAGCAAUGUGUCCUUGUGUCACAGUUUGUGUGGUAGCGUUGACGAAAGUCUAUCGGAAUCGCAUCCACAAUAUCAGGAUACAAUUCUCACGAUUGAGGAACUUCGAGCCCAAUUAAACUCAUGUUUUACGUGCGGUGUCUCUUGGAGUGAAGAUCAUGUUUCUCUGGAUUGCAGUGAAUGCGGUGGCUACUCACUUCAAAGACCCUGUCCAUUAUGUGAUGGACAUUGCCAUUCGACGUGGAAACGUGACCUUACUAUGUCCCACGCAAGUGGAAAGGCAAGGUGGAUUGGAGAAUGUGGAUUAAGCUGUGGUCCAUCUCUAGAUGAAUCUCUUGUUCCAGCAUUGGAAAAACUUCGAGCUACAUCGUGAACUCGUAUAAAAAACGACAUCACAACUGUGCACAAGACUUAACCAUCACCAUCCAUUUAGAGUUAUAAUCAUUCAUCAAUCACCACCCGAAUGAAUUCGAGAAGACGACUGAAUGAAAAAGAUUCUUGAAAGUGUGUGAGAGAAAUUUUUGAAUGAAUGAACAAAAACAGAAGAGAAAGCGACGUGAUGAGGAACCCCAUUUCCUAUAUAUAGAAAAAAAAAACUAAAAUUUGAAAAAUCAGGGUAGAUAAAUCCUUAUUUAUCAAAAAAAAAAAAAAUAGAACUGUUUCCUUUUAAUCCGAGAGCAAAAUUUAAUUCAAAAAUAUCGAAUAAAAAGGCGAAGAGCUAUGCGAGUUCCUUAUCACAUCAUCGAUUUCCUAUAUUUCAAAAAAAAAAAAAAAAAAAAAAAAAAAUGAUAAUAGAAAUACAAUAACGAAAUAGAUGUCUGAAAUAUAAUUUGGAAACAAAUUAUUUGUCAAAAGCAAAUGCUUUGAUAUUAAAUGUCUGUAUAAUGUUAAUUCAAUGUAUGUCAACAAAUUAACAAAUAGAAAGAUGUUUAAUGUUUAAAAAAAGAAAUAAAUAUAUAGUCAGGAACCCACAUAGCUUUGAAUACUUCUGUAAACUUAUAUAAGCAGGAGACUUGCUUAUCGCCUAUUAUCGAAUUUAAUCCCCCCCCCCUAAUAAUAGUAUUCAGAAUAAUAAUAAUAAUAAUAACUGUAAAAUCAUUAAAAAUUGUCAAAUAUUGAGAAAAAAAAGAUCAAUUAAUGAAAUAAACCGACCGAAAAUAUAUGGCUUAAAAUUUUAGAAUACAAUUAUAUUUCUAUAUAUAUUUAUGGUGAUAAGUAUUAUUCUCUUGAUUCGAAAUUAUUUCGAACUGUCUUUAGACUUUCUAUAUUCAAUAAAGAAAGAAAGAAAGAAAGAAAGAAGAAAAAAAUACCGAAAGAACGUUAAGACUGCCUUUAACUUGUUUUGUUCUGCUGUUGCUUCUUUUCUAUAAUAGCGAUAUGAGCGAUCAAGUUCUUAGUAAAAUGAUUUUAAAAAAAUGAAGUAACUCUGCAGGAGAUAUUUCUUCAAAUUUGCUUUGAAAUGAGUAAGCAAAUUUUAUCGAGAAUUUAGAAGAAUUUAAAAAAAGGGUCUACUAGCAAGAAAAAAUUAGAGUCGUUACAUUUUUAACAUUAUUAUUUUUUUUUUUUUUGAUUGAAGAAAUGUCAUAAAAAAAAAAUAAUAAUAAAAUGUUGCGUUUUUAAUUUUAAUAAAAUUACACUAAAUUGUAAAUUAGUGUAAUUAGUGACUCGUAUUGAAAACGGAUUUUUUUUCGGAAUCAGGUCGUAUCCACAUUUCUCGACUCUAUUUCUGUAUUAUUAUUUUGUUAUCACAAAAAUACACGCUCAAUUGUCUACGUUCUAAUUUUGUCAUAUUUAAAAAAAUAUAUAUAAAAACAAAAGAAAUAUAUUUUUUCAAUAUCUUUUUAGGAAAUAAUAUAGGAAAAUUUGUAUAAUAAAUAAUUAAACAGAAAGAAUGACAAGUUUUUUUUUGAGGAUACGUCUUGUAUGUCCGAUAUUAAGAUUUAAAAAAAAAUGAAACAGAAAAAAAAUAGACAAAAAUUGUCUUUAGCAAAUGAUAAUAAAAAAAAAGAAAUUUUAGCUCAUUGGAAUAAACAAUAGAUGUAAAAGCAUUUAUGACUGUGGCAAAAUAAUGACUGUUAUAUAUGAAUAUCAUUAAAUAUCAUUUUGCUAUCACUGUAUAAUUCAUCUCCAUUUUCUUAAGUUAAUUAUCGAAUGAAAACGCAUUAGAAAAAAUUUUCAAUAGUAUUACAUUUCCAUUGUAAUACAUUGAAAAAUCUCUCUCAAAAGAAAAUAAUUGUGUAAUUUUUAUUUAAUGUUCAAAAUUAUUAUUUAUGUUCUUAAUGUUGAAAAGUUAUGGGCUUAAUAAACGAUAUACUUAUCAAUAAUAAA
This is a messenger RNA of Leptopilina boulardi, 2682 nucleotides long. It is a transcript of the gene Pino, whose product is annotated as protein pinocchio. The transcript has 6 exons. NCBI's taxonomy places the organism in Eukaryota, Metazoa, Arthropoda, Insecta, Hymenoptera, Figitidae. The coding region runs from base 137 to 727 and encodes 196 amino acids. The record is from RefSeq and is a predicted model, not a curated record.